Molecule: messenger RNA, 1288 nt
Organism: Mus pahari (shrew mouse)
Lineage: Eukaryota; Metazoa; Chordata; Mammalia; Rodentia; Muridae
Gene: Gzmk
Product: granzyme K
Exons: 6
Coding region: 369-1043 (224 amino acids)
Biological process (GO): proteolysis
Molecular function (GO): serine-type endopeptidase activity
Source: RefSeq, a predicted model, not a curated record
CUAGUCUACCCACAUGCAUCAGUAGACCCAUCUGAAAAAACUAAAUGGUAUAAAGACAGCCUCAUGAUGUCAUGAGAAUUAACCGAUGACUACAUGUUAAGUACUCAGAGCAUGUGCAGAUCAAGUAUGCAAUAAUCAUUAGCAACUAUUACACAGCUCUCAAUGGCUUUACACACAUCCCAAACUGUAAUUUACCUACAAGAAAGAGUAUUCGUCUCAGUUAAGCUGAUCACUAAAAUGGGCUACCUUCCCAGGGAAUAGCAUCAGAAAGGCUGGGGCACAAAGCAGUGUUUACAGGGCUGUCAGCACCCAGUUUCCAUACUGAAAUUAUUGGAGGACGAGAAGUACAGCCGCAUUCCAGGCCAUUUAUGGCUUCCAUCCAGUACCACAGCAAACAUAUUUGUGGAGGCGUCCUGAUCCAUCCGCAGUGGGUGCUAACAGCUGCCCACUGCUACUCCUGGUUUCCCAGAGGUGACUCUCCCACCGUGGUUUUAGGAGCACAUUCUCUUUCCAAGAAUGAACCCAUGAAGCAGACAUUUGAAAUUAAAAAAUUCAUCCCAUUCUCACGAUUUCAGUCUAGUUCCACAUCACAUGACAUCAUGCUGAUAAAGCUUCACGCCGCUGCAGAACUGAACAAGCAUGUCCAACUGCUUCACCUGGGAUCCAAAAACUAUAUUAGAGAUGGGACCAAAUGCCAGGUCACUGGCUGGGGAGCCACCAAGCCAGAUCUGUUAACCGCCUCUGAUACCCUGCGAGAAGUCACUGUUACCAUCAUAAGUAGAAAACGCUGUAACAGCCGAAGCUACUACAACCACAAACCUGUUAUAACCAAGGACAUGAUAUGUGCAGGAGAUGCCAGAGGCCGAAAGGAUUCCUGCAAGGGUGACUCUGGUGGCCCUUUGAUCUGCAAAGGCAUCUUCCAUGCCUUAGUCUCUCAGGGCUAUAAAUGCGGCAUCUCCAACAAGCCUGGAAUCUAUACGCUAUUAACUAAGAAAUAUCAGACCUGGAUCAAAAGCAAGCUUGCCCCAUCGAGUGCACAUUGAGAUUGCAAGUGGUUUUUCUGGAUCUGCCAGUCACUUGCUUCUUUUUUGCGCUUGCAGACCCAGCAUCUUCUUCAGAGGCAACUGGCUACAGGGAGGGCAUGGCACAGUUGAGAUGGAUUUCUGUUCCUCAGAAAUUCAUUUUGUUAGGGAGCCAUGCGCUUUUUUCACUUGUAUUUUUAACAUGUUGGUUUUAUUCUAAAUAAAAUGUGGACGUCUGUGUUUGUCUGCAUGGAUGUAGAAACAUC